This is a messenger RNA of Geodia barretti, 2955 nucleotides long. NCBI's taxonomy places the organism in Eukaryota, Metazoa, Porifera, Demospongiae, Tetractinellida, Geodiidae. The record is from the annotation of a GenBank genome assembly.
UUGUGGAAGGUGUUUGGGGACGGCGGCCCGGACCUUGUUGACUCCGUUGACCCCGCCCUAUCGAGGGAAGAGGUUUUGGCCCAAACAGGCUGCGUACUCGCCGUCAGGGAUGUGUCGUUCCAUGUGCGCGAAGGAGAGACCUUCGUCAUCAUGGGCCUUUCCGGUAGCGGCAAGUCAACACUGGUCCGUUGUCUCGGCCGUCUCGUCGAACCGACGCGCGGGCAAGUUCACAUAGACGGCGAGGACCUGCUCGCGAUGAGCAAGCAUCAGUUGCGGGACAUUCGCCGCCACAAAAUGGGCAUGGUGUUCCAGCACUUCGGCAACUUUCCCCACAAACGGGUUUUGGAUAACGUGGUCUACGGUCUCCAGGUCCAGGGCAUUGAUAAGACCACCCAACGCAGGCGCGCGGCCGAGGUCAUUGAGCUGGUGGGACUGUCGGGAUGGGAGGAACGAUACCCGCAUGAGCUGAGUGGCGGAAUGCAGCAGCGGGUUGGGCUAGCCCGUGCACUCGCUGUCGACCCGGAGAUCCUCCUCUUCGACGAGCCGUUCAGCGCCCUUGAUCCCCUCAUCCGGCGAGAGAUGCAGGACCAGUUGAUUGGGCUCCAACAAAUGGUCCGGAAGACGAUGGUCUUCAUAACUCACGAUUUCCUCGAGGCUCUAAAGGUCGGGGAUCGAGUGGCCAUAAUGAAAGACGGCGAGUUCGUUCAGAUCGGAUCGCCGGAGGAGUUGGUCUCCAACCCAGUCAACGACUAUGUGCGGGACUUUACGCGGGACGUGCCCAGGUCCAAGGUGCUGACCGCACGUUCUGUUAUGACCCCGCCCCGAGUCCACGUCACCGCAGAUGAGGGACUAGCCGACUUAGAGAAUAAGUUGGCCGCGCAAGAAUGUGAAAGCGCGGUGGUAGUCGACGAGCAAGGUCGCUUCAUCGGAUUCGCGCAUUUGGCGGAUGUGUCCAAUAGUGGUGGGGCGCACUCCAGUGUCGCCUCCGUCAUGCGGGACUCCUGCCCCGUCGCGGAGCCGGGUACCCGCCUCGAACACCUCAUUCCCCUCGCCAUCUCCGGCGAUGGCCCUAUCGCUAUCUUAGAAAACGGUCGAUGCAUCGGCACCAUCAGACCCGAGGCGGCAAUGGCUGCCUUGAUCCGCUUUCUCCGGGAACCCAGGUACAGGGGUAUUCUGUGGGCGGCAGUGGCCGCCGCGACGUACCUCUUGGCCUAUUCACUGGCGACCACCAAUGCGGGCACCGAAUUCGGAGACUGGCCCAAGAGCUGGGAGCUUCCCAUUCAGAAGCCGAUCGACGACAUCUUUGAGUGGACGGCCGACACCUUUGCUUGGUUCUUCAACCCAAUCUCCAAGGUCAUAGACACGGGCCUCGCUGGGAUAGACACGUUCCUGCUUUGGCUCCCCUGGCCUUUUGUGGCGGCGGCGGCAUCGUUGUUGGGGUUCAGGCUCGGCGGGAGGUGGCUGGGGCUGCUCUGCGGUGCGGCAACCCUGUUCAUCGGCUCCAUCGGGUUCUGGGACUCCGCCAUGCUCACUUUGAGCAUAGUGGGAGUUUCAGUGAUCAUCGCCGUCCUGCCCGCCUUUGUGUACCUCAUUCCCGCCCUGGUCCUCUUCGGAGUGAGCGGCACCCAGGGGGUAUUCCUUACGGUGGUCUACUCCAUCCCGCCCGUCAUCAGACUCACCAACCUGGGGAUCCGCCAGGUCCCCCAGGGAGUCAUGGAGACGGCUCACUCGCACGGAUCGACCACGUCCCAAACGCUGUUUCAGGUGCAACUGCCAUUGGCAAAGAGUUCGAUCAUGAUGGGCAUCAACCAGACCAUAAUGAUGGCAGUUUCCAUGGUGAUCAUAACCGCGCUGGUGGGAGUGGAGGGACUCGGCAGGGACGUAUGGCUCUCGUUGAGGGAGGUGAACGCUGGGGAGGGUCUGGAGAGCGGCAUCGCCAUCGUGCUCCUGGCCAUCAUGCUGGACAGUCCGCAGGCCGUGGAGGCGGCCGGCCAAAGCCUUCGGAACAUGGCCACCCGCCACGCUCUUCCCAUCGCGGGCGUGGUUGUAACGGCCUUCCUACUGAUCCUUGGGGCCCUGAUCGGGCCCCUGAGAGACUUUCCGGACGCAUUGACCUUCUCAAUGGCGGGGCCCGUGAACAGGGUCUUCGAUUGGAUGGCUGUCAACCUGCACUUCAUCACAAGUUGGGUACGAGACAUUCUGUUCCGGCAGCUUGGUUACUCACCCAUUCACACGCUGCUUCUCUGGCUCCCCUGGCCGGCCUCGAUGGUCAUUGCGGCAGGGUUGGCCCAAUUCACUGCGGGCUGGCGCGUGGCGCUUCUCGCGCUGGUAGGGCUGGCCUUUGCCGGCGCCGGUGGGGUUUGGGACGUGACCAUGGAUACCCUGAGCCAAGUCCUGACCGCUGGGGUAUUCACCGUGGUCGUGGGUGUCUCGCUGGGCGUCCUCGCCUCCCAGAGCAGAGCCUUCGAGUUGGCCCUGCGGCCUAUCCUGGACACCAUGCAGACCAUGCCGAUCUUUGUUUACCUGAUCCCGGUCAUAAUGCUCUGGGGUGUUGGGCCGCUGGUCGGCAUCAUAGCCACCUCAGUGUACGCGCUGCCUCCGGUGAUCCGCAUGACCAGCCUGGGUAUCAAGGAAGUACCGUCCCAAGUGAUCGAAACGGCCCAGUCCCACGGCUCGACGGCCCUUCAAACCAUGCUCCAGGUCAAGAUACCCCUGGCCUUCCCAACGAUAAUGAUGGGCGUCAACCAGACCAUUAUCAUGGUGUUGGCCAUGGUUAUCAUCGCCGGACUUGUGGGCGGCGGCGGCCUGGGACAGGAAGUCUUCAUAAACUCCAUCUGGCUCAGGAUGGGCCAUGGCCUGAUUGCAGGAAUGGCCAUCGUCUUUAUGGCGAUGGUGCUCGACCGCAUGACCCAAGGCAAACGCGGCCCCGCAAUUCCCUUUGGCGCGUUGAGGUAG